Molecule: messenger RNA, 655 nt
Organism: Cuscuta europaea
Lineage: Eukaryota; Viridiplantae; Streptophyta; Magnoliopsida; Solanales; Convolvulaceae
Source: the annotation of a GenBank genome assembly
AAAGGGCAAUAAGAUCAGAAAAACUGGAGAUUUGCCACCGGGAGAAAGGUAUCAUAAACAACUCAAAGGCUGGAGAGUGGAAGCCCUUCUUGACACCACUUGUUACUUUCUUGGAUGAGGACCUUGUGACUGGAGUCAAUAUAGAUCUUGCUGUUGACAGAAUGCUUUCUCCUUUAAGAAGAAAAUCAUAUAUCAAGUCUACAGUUGGUUUUGAGGAUAGGCAAACUGGAUCUGACUCGGAAGUUGUAGAUGAUCCAAUGAACUGUAGCACAUAAUAUGGUUCUAUGUUCGAAUCUGCAGAUGAUAUAGAACCAGAAGAAAGUUCCAGCAGUGAAAUGUCAUUCCAUCUCUGCAUAACUGAUGAACGGGGUGUGAAAUGCAAGCCGAUUCUGAAUAACACACCAAUAAAACUUGGACCUGGUGUAAAGGUAUAUCUGGACUGGACUGAAAAAGAGUAUGAAUCAUUUGAUGCUAGUUAUCUAAAGGAUCUUCCUGAUGUACACAAAAGCGGACCUGCUGCGCAAAAAACAAAGCCAGAAGCUAUCUCCUUAUUUUCCUGUUUAGAGGCAUUCUUGAAGGAAGAACCAUUGGGGCCUGAUGAUAUGUGGUAUUGCCCUAGCUGCAAAGAACAUAGAAAAGCAACAAAGAAGUUAGA